This is a messenger RNA of Linum trigynum, 1248 nucleotides long. NCBI's taxonomy places the organism in Eukaryota, Viridiplantae, Streptophyta, Magnoliopsida, Malpighiales, Linaceae. The record is from the annotation of a GenBank genome assembly.
CCGUAGCCAAUUAAUAAAUCAAAGGUUUUUAGACACCAACGUCUUUCUCUCGCUUGUGAGUUACAAGCAAAACCCUUGAACUAUGGGUAACAGUUCAUCAAUUGGUAUUAGAGCCUAAUUCUGAAUACGUUCGGGAUCUGUUUGGAAUGGGUACGGGCACGGCGGCGGAACGAAGCUCAGCGCUGGAAGCUACAGUGGAGGAGCUGCAAGGGCUGGUACAGGCCAACGCGGCCGACCUCGAGGAAUUGAAGGAGCAAGUGAAGGACAUGGGAGAGGUAUUGAAGACACUUGUGGCUAAGAUCGAUGCCCUAACGCAGCAAAGGGAAGGGAAAGGCGUGAUGACACCGUCGUUCAGUGGGGACAAGAUUCGCGGGAAGGAAACAGUGUGCGCAGGUGCAUCGCCCCUAUGCGAGGCUCUCAUCCUUCGAUUCGGAAACUGAAGGAAGAAGGAGCUCUAAAUUGGAGCUAUGUUCAGCGAAGCGGGACCGUCUGUCAGCAGCAUGGACGUGUUGGUGCCGCUCAAAGGGAUGCCUUCGGAAAUUAAGCCACUGCCGCAAGAAUUGCGUGAGGUAGACGGAUGCGCACUGGCUUGGUCAAGUGAGCCGGGAAAACAACCGCUUGAACGUGCUUUGAUUGGUGAAGAGAAGUUGUUGGUCACACAUGUUGGAAUGGAAGUGCCCAAAGAUUCUACCAUGUUUGCAAGCGGAAAAAUGGAUCCUAGAUAUUCUUGGAAAUUCAAAAGAAAAAGGAGAGUGGAGGUGUAUGGCAGGGAAGUUUGGUGGUUGGCUGGUUUUUUUUCAUUAGUGCAAUUGAGGUUGGGGAAUGGAAAAUGAUGCUUACUGUUGGCGGUCGCUCGUGAAAAUUCAGGAAGAGACCAAAGCCUUCACGUCGUCGCAAGAGCUGCGAUUGCUUUCACUCUCGACCACCACGUCUCGGUGUGAACCGAACCUUGGGACCAAGGUUCUUUGGGGGAGAAGGUCGGAUAAGGUUAUUUUGGGUUUGGUUCUUUGGGUUAUUAGUUUAUGGGUUUUGAUUAAUCAUGUUUAUGGGUUUAGAUUAUUAGUGAUGUGGGCCAAGUUGCCCUAGGAUUCGGGCACAAUUCCAGAGGAGGAGGACAGUAGGUGGCGGGUCAGCAGCUGCAGCUGACCGGGUUUUGCCUGAACGAAUUUUUCCGGCUGGGGAAAUUAGGAGGAGAUCGGGGAAGGCAGGCAGGGAAAAAGCCCGACUUAAUAUAAAGGUUGAGACUCG